AUGGACAUCAUCUUCGCCGGUGGCGGAACCGCAGCUUGUGUCGCUGCUGGCCGUCUGGCCAAGGCGAACCCGGACUUGAAGAUCCUCAUCAUUGAGGGCGGAAGGAACAACUACAAUGACCCGACCGUGACGAAUCCGGCUUUGUACCUGAGUCAUCUGGCACCGGAUUCUCAGACUGCCCUCUUCUACCAGGCCAAGAAGUCGGAGCAUCUCAAUGGUCGCGAAGCUGUCGUGCCCAUGGGUGGCAUUCUCGGAGGUGGCUCGUCGAUCAACUUCAUGAUGUACACUCGCGCCCAGGGCGUGGACUUUGACGCCUGGAAGACGCCCGGGUGGAGUGCGAAGGAAUUGCUGCCCCUCUGCAAGAAACUGGAAACCUUCCACCAGGAUGAAGAGGGGAUCGACCGGAACAAGCACGGCUACGAUGGACCGAUCCACAUCAGUGACGGCGGCUUCAGGUGCAAGCGUGGUGAGUCUGGCUGGAUCGACACAGUGAAGAAAAUGGGCUACAAGGAGAUCGUGGACUUGCAGGGUCUGGACGAUAAUGAUGGGUUUUCUAGGUGGCAACGCUAUGUCUCGAAAGACGGCAAACGACAAGAUGCCGCCCACUGUUACAUCCACCCUCUGCUUCAGGACGGCGAGCAUCCGAACCUCCACCUGCUAGUCCAGACCAAGGUCGUCCGCGUCCUCUUCGAUACCUCCAAGACCCCUACCCGAGCCAUAGGAGUCGAGUACAGGCCCACUGAGACCCAUCAGCCCACCAUCGCACUCAGCAAGCCCGUACACCAGACAGUCAUGGCCAAGAAGAUGGUCAUCGUCUCCGCUGGAGCUUUGGGCACGCCUCAGAUCCUCGAGCGUUCGGGCGUUGGCGGCGCUGGUCUGCUGCAGAAACUCGAUAUCCCGGUGGUCGCUGAUGUCUCAGGCGUAGGGGAGAGUUACCAAGAUCAUCAUUUGAUCUUGUAUCCUUACAAGACGUCCUAUGGGCCGGAAGAUACCCUGGACCGGAUCCUGAGUGGCCGCACGAAAUUUGAAGAUGCGGUCGCGAACAAAGAUCCAAUCCUGGGCUGGAAUGCGAUAGAUGUCUGCGGCAAGAUCCGCAUGCCCCCCUCCGCAGUCCGAUCAUUUGGCCCUUCGUUCCAAAAAGAAUGGGAGCGCGACUUCGGGUCCUCCCCGCAACGACCCGACAUGCUCGUCGGCAUGGUCAACGCCUUCCUAGGUGAUCCGUCGGUCGUCGAGCCUGGCCAGUACAUGUCCAUCGGCGCCUACACAGCCUACCCCUACUCCCGCGGCAGUAUCCACAUCAAUUCCGCCGACAAUGUCACGAACGGCUAUGACUUUGACGCUGGGUUCUUCAAUCAUCCAAGCGACGUCAAGAAGCAGCUCUGGGCGUAUAAGAUGAGCCGCGAGAUCGCGCGGAGGCUGCCGCAGUAUAGGGGCGAGUUGGAGCUGGGACAUCCAAGGUUUAAGGAAGGGAGUAAGGCGGCGCUUACGGAUCUGAGCGGUGGCAAGGAUGGUGGUCCGGUCCACGGCGACCGCCAGCAAACCAACGGCACCACCAACGGCGACCACGGCGCUGCGGAUGUGCAGGACAUCGACUACAGCGACGAAGACGACGCCGCCAUCGAAGACUGGCUGCGCGGCAACAUCAACACGACGUGGCACUCGUGCGGCACGUGCGCGAUGCGGCCACUCGAGGACGGCGGUGUCGUGGACGGGCGCCUCAAUGUGUACAAGACCGAGGGGCUGAAGGUGGUGGAUCUGAGCAUCAUGCCGGAGAAUGUGGCGGCCAACACGAAUAAUACGGCGUUGGUGGUCGGGGAGAAGGCAGCGGUGUUGAUUGCCGAGGAGUUGGGGGUGGAAGGGGUUUGA
Molecule: messenger RNA, 1866 nt
Organism: Cyphellophora europaea CBS 101466
Lineage: Eukaryota; Fungi; Ascomycota; Eurotiomycetes; Chaetothyriales; Cyphellophoraceae
Exons: 4
Coding region: 1-1866 (621 amino acids)
Molecular function (GO): flavin adenine dinucleotide binding; oxidoreductase activity, acting on CH-OH group of donors
Source: RefSeq, a predicted model, not a curated record